AUGACCGACUUUUUGAGAAAUUUGCCUAAGCCAAAGAGAAGGCCCUAUGAGUACGCCGAUGGGGAAGAAGACGGAAGUAGGGACAGUGAAACUAGGAACGACCGAAGUAGCAACGAUGGAAGUAGGCAUGAGGGGAAGAAGAGCCACGGAAACAGAACUGAUGGGAAGAACCAAUGCUACGAGUAUCUAAAGAGGAAGUACCUGAGAAUCACCUGCAACGACGACUUCCAGGGAGGAGGAGCCUACCCGGAAAUCCACGUGAACCAGUACCCAAACAAUCUGGGCCUUCCAGAAGGUGCCGGAGGGGGAAAAGGUGCCCAAAGGAACAUAGUGCUAAAAUACCUAGACGAAGAUAACAACGUAAAAUACGACAACCUCAUAAGCGAGGAUAUACACAUAUAUAACAAAGAAAUAGAAGAAAUCGAACCAAAUGAAAAUAUCCAAAAGAUAAGAAAAAAAAAAAUUCUGUCAGAUCCAAAAGAUAAAGAAGAAAAAUUCAAUGAACUAGCCAUUUCCAAACCAAAUGAAGAAGAAGAAAAAGAAAUUAUAAAUAACACGAGAAAAAGUAUUGAACAAAUGUUACAUGAAAAGUUAAAUAAAAGUAUAGCAAAUAAAAAAGAAGAUAAAUUCUUCAGAUAUAUUCCGCAAAAUAAGCUAAAUGCAAAUUUAGAAGAAAGAAUUAUCAAGGUGGUUCAUAAAACUGUGGACCCCUUAGACGUAUCUAAAUUUAAACAUAAGAAAUUGCCGAAUGUGAAAAACUCUCCAGACUAUCCUUUGUUAAGGUCACCUACGAGAAAAAUAAACAAAGAAGAGGAAGAUAAUUGGAAAAUCCCUCCCUGUGUGUCCAACUGGAAAAAUAAUAAAGGAUACAAUAUUCCCCUGGAUAAACGUAUCCAGAGUGAUAAUAAGAAACUAAACCAAGUAGAGGUUAAUGAAAACUUUGCACACCUAAGUGAGUACCUCUAUGUGGCGGAGAAAAAAGCUAGAGAAGAAAUAAAAAUGAGGAAUAGUAUUAUUAAGCAGAAAAAAUUAAAAGAAAAAGAGGAAAAAGAAAACGUUUUACGAAAUCUAGCCAUACAAGCAAGAAAAGAAAAAGGACUUGCACAAACACAGAGCAGCUCCAUUAUCAACGAAAGAAAAAGAGAAAUAGAAAGAGAUUACCGAAUCGAAAAGAAUUUAAAAAAAAUGAAAAAUUAUGAAAAUAGACUCAUUGAAGAACAACUUGCUCUCAACAAAGUCAAUGUCAGUAAAAACAACAACAUACACGAUGUUAGCCUUUUCAAUAUAAACAACCAGAAUGAUGAUGGAAAGAAUCAACUCUCGGCCAACGAUGAUGAACUGUACCAGAUUUACGAUACCUCUCUGUUCAACGCAAAACAGAGUAAUAAUAUUUACAAAUUCUCCAACGAACGGGUGAAGAAGACUUUGCAAAAGAUGGAGACCACGCAGAGUUCCUCCGAGCCGGUCAAAUUUAUCAAGGACAUCUCCGACCCCUUCGGCUUGGACAGCCUGCUCUCCCAGGCCAAGAAGAAGUAG
Molecule: messenger RNA, 1536 nt
Organism: Plasmodium knowlesi strain H
Lineage: Eukaryota; Apicomplexa; Aconoidasida; Haemosporida; Plasmodiidae
Product: pre-mRNA-processing protein 45, putative
Exons: 2
Coding region: 1-1536 (511 amino acids)
Biological process (GO): mRNA splicing, via spliceosome
Cellular component (GO): spliceosomal complex
Source: RefSeq, a predicted model, not a curated record